ACCGGAAGUGACGCCAAACAGCGGCGGCGGAGGGAGAACAGUGCUGCUGGGGGAGCACGGGAGGGCGGCGAUUUCCGGUUCCUGGAGAGGGCUCGGGGGGGUCGCUUACAGACUCGCAGGCCGUGGCGGCUGCUGGGACCAUGGAGUUCCCUGGAGGAAACGACAAUUACCUGGCCAUCACGGGGACGGCCCAUCCCUUCCUGUCGGGGGCGGAGACGUUCCACACCCCCAGCCUGGGGGAUGAGGAGUUUGAGAUCCCGCCCAUCUCCCUGGACGCCGACCCCUCGCUGGCUGUCUCAGAUGUGGUGGGGCACUUCGAUGACCUGGGGGACCCCAGCAGCGCGCCCGACUCCGGCUUCUCCACCCAGUAUGGCGUGCAGGCCCUCGACAUGCCCGUGGGCAUGAACCACGGCCUCAUGGAGCAGGGCGGCGGGCUCCUGGCGGGGGGGCUGGCCAUGGACCUGGAUCACUCCAUGGGCACCCAGUACAGCACCAACCCGCCCGUCACGAUAGACGUGCCCAUGAGCCCCGGUGCACUGAUGGGGCACGGCCAGCUGACCACCAUCGACCAGUCCGAGCUGAGCUCCCAGCUGGGCCUGAGCCUGGGGGGCAGCUCCAUCCUGCCGCCCGCUGCCCAGUCGCCCGAGGAGCGGCUCUCCACCACGCCCUCCCCCACCAGCUCCCUGCAGGAGGACGAGCCAGAGGAGUUCAGACGGCAGCAGGUGCCGGCCCAGAAGGCUGCGCCAGUGGUGCUGGACGUGGGGCGGAAGCAGAAGCCCGCCAAGAAGCAGAAGAAGAAGAAGGACCCAAACGAGCCGCAGAAGCCGGUCUCGGCCUAUGCCCUGUUCUUCCGUGACACGCAGGCCGCCAUCAAGGGCCAGAACCCCAACGCCACCUUCGGGGAGGUCUCUAAGAUCGUGGCCUCUAUGUGGGACAGCUUGGGCGAGGAGCAGAAACAGGUUUACAAGCGGAAGACGGAGGCGGCGAAGAAGGAGUAUCUGAAGGCGCUGGCGGCCUAUCGGGCUAUCCAGACGGUAGCCGAGACGGCGGAGCUGGACCUGAACCCAGUGCCGCCCCCAGCAGCUCCCCAGCCAGCACCAGCUCCGGCCCCCGCGGCCCCUGUGCCAGCCCCCACACCCCCUGCCCCCUCGCCGGUUCUGGAGUCCCCACCAGCCACCCCCCAGCCAGCGCCCACCCCCGGGAACCUCUGCUCGCCGCCGCCAGCCCAGCCCAGCUUCACCAAGAUAAUCAUCCCCAAGCAGAUGCUGCCCUUGUCCUCGCAGGGCGGUGUGGUCACUGUCAUCCCCGUCACCUCCGUCACCUCCAGGGGGCUGCAGCUGGGCACAGGCGCCACCCAGAUAGUCACCCGCUCUGUGCUGCAGGCAGCGGCCGCUGCCGCCGCCGCUGCCUCCUCCAUGCAGCUGCCCCGGCUCCAGCCCCCGCCCCUGCAGCAGAUGCCCCCGCCCCAGCCCCCUGCCCAGCAGGUUGCCGUCCUGCAGCCGCCGCCGCCCUUGCAGGCCAUGCAGCAGCCCGCCCUGCAGCAGAAGGUGCGGCUCCACCUGCAGCAACAGCCCCCGCCCCUGCAGAUCAAGAUCCUGCCUCCACCAGCCCUGCAGAUCCAGCCUGUCACCCUGCAGCCCGAGGAGGCCAGUCCCGAGCGGCCCAGCCCGGAGCCCCAGGGCUCCCCAGAGCCCGUGGAGAUGAUCACGGCCGACGUGGUGCCCGAGGUGGAGUCCCCGACGCAGAUGGACGUGGAGCUGGUGUCGGAGUCACCCGUGGGGCUGUCGCCCCGGCCCCGCUGUGUGCGCUCCGGCUGCGACAACCUGCCCGUCAGCAGCAGUGACUGGGACAACGAGUACUGCAGCAGCGAGUGUGUCGUCAAACACUGCAGGGACGUGUUCCUAGCCUGGCUGGCUUCCCGCAACUCCAGCAGCAGUGUGGUCUUUGUGAAGUGAGCGGUGCCCGUUUUGACUGCGGGCAGCGCCCGGCGCAGACACGGCUGGGGACCAAGGGGGACCAUGCCCCCUGGGGUGGGGGGGAGGUGGUGCAGGCACAGACUUUGCUCUUCUGACAGGCCAGGCCUCUGGAGCUGAUUAAAGUGGGAGGGGCUGGA
Messenger RNA from Chrysemys picta bellii (western painted turtle), 2113 nucleotides. It is a transcript of the gene TOX4, whose product is annotated as TOX high mobility group box family member 4. Lineage: Eukaryota; Metazoa; Chordata; Testudines; Emydidae. Gene Ontology annotation, biological process: regulation of transcription by RNA polymerase II. The record is from RefSeq and is a predicted model, not a curated record. Gene Ontology annotation, molecular function: chromatin DNA binding. Gene Ontology annotation, cellular component: nucleus.